Eruca vesicaria subsp. sativa (arugula) is the source of this 1883-nucleotide messenger RNA. Lineage: Eukaryota; Viridiplantae; Streptophyta; Magnoliopsida; Brassicales; Brassicaceae. The record is from the annotation of a GenBank genome assembly.
GUAGCUACUUGUUUUUAGGGGAAGAAAACAACAUCCACAAUCACUCCUUUUCAAAUUCGGAUUUUUAUUCUUUCUGCUCUUUCGAGUGAUCUCAUAGUUUUUUUAACUUCUUCACUGCAAUGGCGAGAAGACAUGGAUGGCAACUUCCAGCCCACACAUUUCAGGUUGUGGCUAUAACUGUAUUCUUCUUGCUCACUAUCGCAUACUAUGCCUUCUUUGCUCCUUUUCUCGGGAAGAUACUCUAUGAGUAUAUCGCCAUUGGUGUCUACUCAUUCUUGGCGUUUACGGUUUUUGUUCUGUACAUCCGAUGCACUGGUAUAGACCCUGCAGAUCCUGGAAUCUUUGUAGAUGCUCUUAACACUCCAGCUCAUAAGUCACAGAACAGUAACUAUGUUCCUGAGAAUAAUGUGCCGUAUACUAGACACGGCUCAGGGUGCUGUAAUGCUGUAGGAAGGUUCUUUUGUGGUUGUGUAGUAAUACAAGAUUGUCGUAGAGACACUCAUCAAGAGCAGUCAGGGGAACAAGAAGAAGCUUUGUUCUGCUCUUUGUGCAAUGCUGAGGUACGUAAAUUUAGCAAGCACUGUCGAAGUUGUGGUAAGUGUGUCGAUGGGUUUGAUCAUCAUUGCCGGUGGCUGAAUAACUGUGUGGGGAAGAAGAACUACAUGAGCUUUGUGUGUCUUAUGGCGGCUAGCUUCUUCUGGCUUUUAGUUGAAUUUGGAGUUGGUGUUGCUGUAUUUGUUCGAUGUUUUGUGGAGCAAAAGGCUAUGGAACAUCUUAUAACUGAAAAGCUUGGACUUGGCUUCUCCCGUCCUCCUUUUGCCGCUAUUGUGGUUGUUUGUACAACUCUCUCGUUUGUGGCUAUAAUACCUCUUGGGGAACUUUUCUUCUUCCACCUAAUUUUGAUCCGAAAGGGAAUCACAACAUAUGAAUAUGUUGUUGCCGUGAGAGCACAAAGUGAGCCACCUGGACCGUCAAUAGAUGGAGGAGACGAGUAUAGCCAGCCACCUUCACCUACAAGCUCAGCUGUAACAGCCGCUAGUGGAAGAAGCUCUCUCGGAUUGAGUAUUCAAUACCGUGGUGCCUCCUUGUGCACACCUCCAAACAUAUUCAUGGAUCAAAAUGACGAUGUUAUCCAGCAUUUAGAGCCUGGAACUGCACGAUCCACCAUAGAUCCUGACUCCCUUACACAGAAGAAGCCACCUCAGCGUCAACAAGUAAGGAUCAACCCAUGGAAGCUAGCGAAACUCGACUCAAACGAAGCGUCUAAAGCAGCUGCUAAAGCACGUGCAUCUUCAUCAAUACUUCUUCCAGUAACUUCCAGACAGAACCCUCAUAAAACCAGCAGCAACGCAAGCGGGAGAAGCAGCCCUGCAAGUAGCCAUACACCAGCUUUGACAAGAGACCACUUCACCAACCCAAUGUACAUGUCAUCAUCAGCUAACGAGUCACCAUUAAACGAGGAAGAGACAAGGAACGUUGUUAUUGCAGCAGCAGCUAGAAGAAACAUGGCUACAAGCGAUGAGAGCUCAGUAGUUUGGGAUCAAGAAGCUGGCAGGUUUGUUUCGUCUUCUCUUCAGACUCCUGGAACAGAAUUGGCUACUUUUGGAGGAGGUUCUCUUAAUGCUGAUGAACGUCUCAAUAGUGUGAUUUCUUCUGGGAGUGAUGGUAGUAGAAGGGUCAGAGGAACACCGUUAACUGGUUACUACCAACAAGUUAGAUCACAAAGAGGUGGGCAGCUUCCAGUGUUUAUGCCUUCUGAUUCUCAAAUGCAUAGACACCUGUCUACUAGAUUCCAGUAGAAACAUUUUGUAGUAUGUAGGAGACAAACUUUUUUAAUUGAAGUUUCUUGCUUUUCUCAUUCUAAAUGUAUCAUUGACAUAAGC